Exophiala spinifera is the source of this 1344-nucleotide messenger RNA. RefSeq lists its product as uncharacterized. The record is from RefSeq and is a predicted model, not a curated record. The transcript has a single exon. Gene Ontology annotation, molecular function: ATP binding; four-way junction DNA binding; ATP-dependent DNA damage sensor activity. Gene Ontology annotation, cellular component: Rad51C-XRCC3 complex; replication fork. Bases 1 to 1344 code for a protein of 447 amino acids. NCBI's taxonomy places the organism in Eukaryota, Fungi, Ascomycota, Eurotiomycetes, Chaetothyriales, Herpotrichiellaceae. Gene Ontology annotation, biological process: t-circle formation; telomere maintenance via recombination; resolution of mitotic recombination intermediates.
AUGUCCGACCUCCUCGAAGUCCUUCCUAAUUUCGACCCGAAGUCUCACAGGCACCUUUUGCACUCGCUCGAAAAGAACGAUAUAACUGUGGCUGACUUGAUCAGUCUUGACCCGAUUGACAUUGCUCGAAAAUGCCCUCUGCCUACGACUGACGUACAACUUUUAGUAUCAGAUGUGGUCAAGGCUCUCCAGGAAGAUGUUCAUGAAGCAGUGAACGAACGGUGGGAGAUUGGGCCACCUGAGCAACGGAAGGAGACGAGCGCCGGGCAAGAGGAAGUGGGCGGUGACAUCCACAGCAAUGAAGUAAGAGUUAAGACACUGGAUAUUGACAUCGAUGGUGCAUUAGGCGGGGGUCUUGUACCAGGGCACAUCAUAGAAGUCGUUGGCGAGAGUGCGGUUGGCAAGACUCAAUUUGUCCUCGGACUCCUGCUUUCCGCCCAACUUCCCCCACCGCGAGGGCUUGGGAAGGGUUCAAUCUAUGUUUCUACAGAGGCACCACUCAAUACUGCUCGUCUGAGCCAGAUCCUGACUUCUCACCCUGAAUACGAGAGUCUCCAACCAGGUGACCGCCCAUCUCUCGAUUAUGUGCAUGCCAUUGCAACCAACGAUUUGGAAGCACAAGAGCAUAUAUUGCGAUAUCAGCUGCCGGUUGCAGUCCGUCGGUUCAAUAUAGGAUUGAUUGUCCUGGACUCGGUAGCUGCAAAUUUCCGGGCCGAACACGAGAGUCGCACUGCAGCUGGCCUUGCAGAAAGAGCCAUCGAGCUGAGCAAGCUGGGCAAUACUCUCCGCCGCGUCGCCAUCGAGAACAAUGCUGUUGUGGUGGUCACAAAUCAGGUUGCGGAUCGGUUCGACGACAUCAGACCCUCUCUUCAGUCUUCGUCACCCGCAAGCUCUUCACCAUCGGUGUCUACACCCAAUCUGUCUUCUUCGGUAGUGGAUUUCCGGCGAGAAAUUCAAAGCCUUGAUCACCAACAGCGGUUUUUUACAGGUUGGGGCGAUGAGCCCGGGGAGAAACGUAGUCAGUUGAAGAAUCCCGCUCUUGGCCUAGCAUGGACCAACCAAAUUUCUGCUCGCAUUGUCCUUAAGAUGGAAAGUGAGAGACAGGAAUACAUGGGAGGAAAUAUUUGGAGGGAUCGGAAGAAGAGCCGUACACUGCGCGUUGUCUUCGCCCCGUGGGCCAGUCCGACGAAUGUUCCCAUUCCCUAUACGAUUGGCAUGCAAGGUAUUUCCUCGAUCAGCGAGGAUGAGUUGGAAAGAGAAGCACAUCUUCAGGCUAUUGGAGAGAAUGGGGAAUUGUUGAAGGAGGAAUUAUGGGUUACGGAUGAUGAUGAGGAGUUUCCAUGA